Messenger RNA from Nothobranchius furzeri (turquoise killifish), 1777 nucleotides. It is a transcript of the gene neurod1, whose product is annotated as neuronal differentiation 1. Gene Ontology annotation, molecular function: E-box binding; protein dimerization activity; DNA-binding transcription factor activity, RNA polymerase II-specific. Gene Ontology annotation, cellular component: nucleus. The record is from RefSeq and is a predicted model, not a curated record. Gene Ontology annotation, biological process: sensory organ development; positive regulation of transcription by RNA polymerase II; nervous system development. Lineage: Eukaryota; Metazoa; Chordata; Actinopteri; Cyprinodontiformes; Nothobranchiidae.
GUGUGUGUCUGAGGGAUGCGGAGUAUAAAACCCAGCAGCAUCCCCCCCACCCACACACACACACCUCAGAAAGCUCCCAUCAGAUCACGCACAGUCACGCACGGACACAGACAGAGCGCACGGGAUGCCUGCGAUCUGACGGACAGCGUCUCAAUACAACAGAGGAAAAGCACCAUGACGAGGUCUAUAAGGGAGGAACACGUCUCAGCGGAGUCCGAGGAGCAGCAGGAGCUCUGCAGCCCUGCAGGAAAAGACAUAGAGAGGGGAGGGGGAAUAGGGGAGGAGGAGGAGGAGGAGGAGGACCGAUUUCACCAUCUGGAGGAGGACGAUGAGGAGGAGGAUGAAGAAGAAGAGGAGGAAGAAGACGAUGGGGAGAACAAACCCAAGAGGCGGGGGCCAAAGAAGAAAAAAAUGACAAAGGCUCGUCUGCAGAGGUUUAAGAUCCGCCGAAUGAAGGCUAAUGCCCGAGAGAGGAACCGCAUGCAUGGGUUGAACGAUGCUCUUGAAAGUCUGAGAAAAGUGGUCCCCUGUUAUUCAAAAACGCAGAAGCUGUCCAAGAUCGAGACCCUGCGACUUGCCAAGAACUACAUCUGGGCUCUCAGCGAGAUCCUGCGCUCUGGCAAGGCUCCAGAUCUCAUGAGCUUUGUCCAGGCGCUCUGCAAAGGUCUGUCUCAGCCGACCACUAAUCUGGUGGCGGGCUGCCUUCAGCUGAAUCCUCGGACCUUCCUUCCAGAGCAGACGCCCGACCUGCCGGCACACCUCCCCCCCUCCGGGGCCGCCCCCUAUCCUGUACACUUCCCCUACCAGAGCCCCGGGCUGACGGCUGGAUUACCCAGCCCUCCCUACGGCACAAUGGACCCUUCCCACAUCUUUCAUCAGGUCAAAGGUCAGCCUUAUGGUCCACUGGAACCCUUCUUUGACGGCGUCCUGGUGUCCGAUGGCCCGGCGUUUGACCCCCCUCUUAGUCCGCCACUGAGCAUCAACGGUAACUUCUCCUCCUUCAAGCAUGAGUCUGUCGCAGCUUCCGACUACGACAAAAGCUUCUCCUUCAGUGUGCACUACGGAGGCGGAGGAGCCGGGGGACACGCCACCGUCUACGGCAACGGGGGGCCCAACCCGCGUUGUGGUGAGCUACAGGUGGAACAGCUGAUGGGGUUCGAUGGACACUCACACCACGAGCGGCUGAUGAACGCCCAGUUGAACGCCAUCUUCCACGACUCAUGAGGAGAAGGAAGACAAUAGAACUUGAGGUUGAUGAUGACAGACCAUAACACGGGAAGACUCCUAUCAUCUGCUUGCUGUCUUCACGGCCAUCCUUCCUGUCCUUCUAUCUGUCUUCGUCAGGCUCUGUGACCCCCUCCUUCUGAUGGUGACGCCAUUGAUGCUGUAACCUUCUUUGUAGCGCUUCACCUGACAGGAGAUGCUCUUUGAAUGUCUCAUCUUUAUCCAUUCUAUCACUUAAAAAUAAUAAAUUCUAAAUGAGCAAUAAUCUGGAGAAAACUAUGCAAUUUCAUUAAAAACUUGAGCUAAGCUCAGCUGUUAAUUCCAAAUGUUGAAGAAUUAAAAGAUUUCUCUAUUUUUGGGUCUGCGUGAGAGGCGACGUUAAGCCGGCUUGGAGCCGGCGUUGGGCUGAAGUGUUCAUGUUGUUCACGUGGUUUUUACUUUAUGCUUUUUACAAUGUUCCUGUAGCGUUCUGUUAACAUUUCAUGUGACUCUUGUUCAUAUUUUAUAAGAUAGAUGUUUAUAAACGCCUUUUAUUAAAGGGAAUUCCACGUCA